Prunus armeniaca (apricot) is the source of this 681-nucleotide messenger RNA. Lineage: Eukaryota; Viridiplantae; Streptophyta; Magnoliopsida; Rosales; Rosaceae. The record is from the annotation of a GenBank genome assembly.
AUGAGCCUACUCAAAAACUUCUCAGUUUUUUCCAUCAUAUGCAUCACCCUUUGUUUUCCAACUUCAACCAAUGCAGCGCGUUUCGAUAUCCAAAACAAAUGUGCCUUCACAGUCUGGGCAGCAGCCUCACCAGGCGGUGGAAGGCAGCUUAACAGUGGCGAAUCUUGGCCUUUAGAUGUGAGCUCCGGCACUACUGGGGCCCGCAUUUGGGCACGAACGGGAUGCAGCUUCGAUGGAGCUGGACGUGGCAGCUGCCAAACAGGUGAUUGUGGAGGUGUCCUCCAAUGCCAAGGCUAUGGCCAACCCCCAAACACCCUAGCAGAAUAUGCACUUAACCAAUUUAACAACCUAGAUUUUUUUGAUAUUUCUCUGGUUGAUGGGUUCAAUGUCCCAAUGGACUUUAGUCCCACGGACAAUGGAUGCACUAAGGGGAUACAAUGCACGGCUGAUAUUAAUGGGCAGUGUCCUAACGAAUUGAAGGCUCAAGGAGGCUGCAACAACCCUUGCACUGUGUUUAAAACUGAUCAAUAUUGCUGCAAUUCUGGGAGCUGUAGCCCUACAGACUUCUCUAGGUUUUUCAAGGAUCGGUGCCCGGAUGCUUAUAGUUACCCCAAGGAUGACCAAACCAGCACAUUUACAUGCCCUACUGGGACUAACUAUAGGGUUGUGUUCUGCCCAUGA